Molecule: messenger RNA, 1805 nt
Organism: Myotis lucifugus (little brown bat)
Lineage: Eukaryota; Metazoa; Chordata; Mammalia; Chiroptera; Vespertilionidae
Gene: JCHAIN
Product: joining chain of multimeric IgA and IgM
Exons: 4
Coding region: 237-803 (188 amino acids)
Biological process (GO): humoral immune response
Cellular component (GO): pentameric IgM immunoglobulin complex
Molecular function (GO): immunoglobulin receptor binding
Source: RefSeq, a predicted model, not a curated record
ACGGUGGGCAAAGUCUCGCUGACCCCACACUCGUGGAACCUGUGGUCUCGUGGGGGGCAGGCGUUUGUCAACCAUGCGAGAGAUGCCAAAUCACAGCUGGAGUGAGUGCCGCGAGCACUCGUCCUGUCCCCCCGCCUUCGGCUGCUGGGAGCACUCACCGUGCCUUUUAUGUCGCCCUUUUUAUAGAUGCCACCCUCCCUCCUUAAUCAGGGUUCAGUACCCCUCAACCUUGGGAAAUGUCUGCUGUAUUGAAGAUGCUUAAGCAGCACCUCUUUGAGCUCACUCCCUCAGUUUCAUUUUCCUCGGUUCUGCUCCAUCACCCAGUAGAUCUCUACAACACGAUUGCAAGCGCCCCGUGCAGUGUCUGGCACAGAGUAGUGUCCAAUCAAGCCCAAGACGAAGAUGAAAGGACUGUUCUUGCAGACAACAAAUGCAAGUGUGCCCGGGUUACUUCUAGGGUCAUCCCUUCUCCCGAUGAUCCUACUCAAGAAAUUGUGGAGAGGAACAUCAGGAUUAUUGUUCCUGUUAACAACAGGGAGAAUAUCUCUGAUCCCACCUCGCCAUUGAGAACCAAAUUUGUGUACCAUUUGUCUGAAAUGUGUAAAAAAUGUGAUACUACACAAGUGGAACUGGAAAACCAAGUGGUUACUGCCACCCAGAGCAAUAUCUGUGAUGAAGACAAUGAAACCUGCUACACCUAUGACAGAAAUAAGUGCUAUACAAAUAAGGUUCCAUUUUCAUAUGGUGGUAAGACCGUAAUGGUGGAAACUGCCUUGACCCCGGAGUCCUGCUAUCCUGACUAAUUAAGUCAUUGUUGACUGCACAGCUUAUCUUGAAAGGCUCUCCAUUUUGAUCCAGAAAGUUAAUAUAUUUAUUACCAAUGAAUUUGAAGCCACAAUAUUUUGAUAAUGUAAAACUCCAUCCUCCAAGUAAUUAAAAUAGUAACAUUGUUAUUUUUAUUAGGUAAUUACUUCUCAAUUCUUAAGUAUUAUAUGUUCACAUUUAAAGUGUUGAAUCUCUUAUUGCCCUUGCCUGAAGGGGUCUAUGUUAAUAAUAUAAUUUCUAACAUUUAAAAAAAUGGACAAUGAGAGAAAACAAAACUUAAGUUUAAAAAUCAGGAUACAGAAUUAAAUUUUGUGGGUGUUUUCAGUAGUUUCUUUUUUUCUUUUCUUUUUUCUUUUUGCUUUGCCUUGGAGAGCCAGAGCUUUUGCACAUUCCAUGCUAUUCUCUUUGACAAAAAGUAAAAUGUGUAGAGAAAAGUGAUAUGCAAACACAAGUCAAUUAUAGAUCUUCAUUAAAAAAGUGAUUAGAAAACAUGUUUUAGAAAUAUUUAAAAAUAAUUAAAAUUGGAUCUGUAAUACUUAUGAAACCAGUGAGCUGAAAGUUACAUAAUUAAAUGCAGAAUUAAAAAAUUUGUUUUGACAUAACACAGAUUUGGUAGCAAAUGAUACAUUUUUUUUGGAUAAAAUUAAAAAAAAAAUCAGGGUCAUGUAAGAAAUUCCCAUUGGAAAUCAUCACUAUUGUAACUGAAUCUAAUGAAAUAUGUAUUCCACAAUAUGUAUUCUCUAGCACAGUUUGAACAAUUAAAUAGAUUUUUAAGCAUAUACCUGUGUGAAAUAAUUUAUUGGAAAAAAGUUUGUGUUAACUUUGUUGUAUGUAAGUUAAAUAUAAUUGAUUACUUAUAAAUAGUUUGUAAGUAUGAUGUGGUUAUGCAUUAAUCACUGAAUUCAUACAUGUACUUAUCUGAGAUAGCUUUGUGAUUUAAAACUAAAAUUGAAUAAAAAGGCAAGGUCCCUCACGACAAA